Poecile atricapillus (Black-capped chickadee) is the source of this 3145-nucleotide messenger RNA. RefSeq names its product 3-hydroxyacyl-CoA dehydratase 4 (gene HACD4). The record is from RefSeq and is a predicted model, not a curated record. The transcript is spliced from 7 exons. NCBI's taxonomy places the organism in Eukaryota, Metazoa, Chordata, Aves, Passeriformes, Paridae. Gene Ontology annotation, biological process: very long-chain fatty acid biosynthetic process; sphingolipid biosynthetic process; fatty acid elongation. Gene Ontology annotation, molecular function: 3-hydroxyacyl-CoA dehydratase activity. Gene Ontology annotation, cellular component: endoplasmic reticulum membrane. The coding region runs from base 96 to 755 and encodes 219 amino acids.
UGAUCUCCUAACAAACAGCUGCUGCAGCUGCAGAGAGGAAAAAGGAGAAAGCUCAGGAGCAGCAGCAGCAAUCCGACCCUUGCAACAGCUUUACCAUGAACAUGUACCUGUUUGUAUACGACUUAAUGCAAUUCUGUGGACAUUCUUGGAUAUUUACAAAUAUGAUCAUCAGGUUCAUGACAUUUGGAAAAGAUUCACUGGCUGACACGUUUCACUCCAUAGGACUUGUAAUGCGCCUUUGCCAGUUGUUAUCUGUACUGGAGAUCCUACACAUCCUCAUCGGCAUUGACAAAAGCCGUCUCCUCCCCAGGUUUUUGCAGAUGACUGAGAGAAUAAUUGUUUUAUUUGUCGUGAUCAACAGUCAGGAAGAAGUUCAAGGGAAAUAUGUCGUGUGUGUUUUAUUUUUCCUUUGGAAUAUAUUAGAUGUGGUCAGGUACACUUACAACAUGCUGGCAAGGAUGGGCCUAUACUACCUACCACUAACAUGGCUCAACUUCUCACUGUGCAUCCCGUUUUAUCCCCUUUCAGUUCUGGCUGAAGGAUUUGCAAUUUGUGUAUCACUACCUUAUUUUGAAUCCUUUGGCACAUACUCGAUCAAGCUACCAUUUCCAUUCACCUUCUCAAUCUACUUCCCCUAUGUUCUGAAAAUGUACCUGCUAGUGCUCUUUGCAGGUAUGUGCUUUAUCAUCCAGAACCUCUUCUCUGAGAGAAUGGCACACCUAGGGACAGGAAACAUCAAAAAUAAAAGAAGCUAAGUUGAUAUUUUGUUUGGAAAGACAAAAUAUAUUCCUAGGGGAUUUCUGCACAUCAUCGUUAAAACCAAACUGGACAAAGAUUUCUCAAUGCAAAACUUCUCUUUGCAUGAACAUUAUCUGGCUGUAUAGAAUUUUCAGAAAAGGCAGAUCUCUUGAACACACCUCAAAACUAGAGCAGCUUUUGAAAAUUUUUGAAUGUUUUGAGAUCAAGUGGCCAGUUUUUAAAAUUAAUGGUUUUUUUCUAGCAUAUGUUAUGGAAUACUGAAAAAAUUGGAGAGUGCCGCAACUCACAGCUACACCCUUAUUUCAGUGUUAAUUCUUACUUCAUUAGCUACAGAUAUUCUGUAAUGACAGUAUAAUUCCAUCUCUAAGAUUACUUUAUACUAGGCCAACAUGUAUGUACUUCACAUAUAAAUGCUAAAUUUGCUAGAACUGGAAUCUCUCAAAGAGCAGAAAUCAGAACCUUUGCAGCCUAGAGACAAACAUGCUGAUUAACCCAGGCAUUCACUAAGGAUCCUUCACAUUCUGGCCUCAUACUUCAGUUAUCAGAAGAAGGCUCCAGCAAAUGCAGCUAAAUCAGAAAGGCAAGUGUUAUCAUACUCAUCUACUAUAUAUUCAGGGGGAUGUUUAACGGUCAGAAAUAAACACUUAUAAUCAUGUGUUUGGCAUGUCAGUCUCUUCCCUCACAAUGUUUUUCUUCCACAUUGAACAGCAGAGAGAUACAUGCAAAAUAAAUGUGAUGUAGUCAGGUCAAAAAAUAUGUUGUUUCUAAAAGGGAUCUGAAUGACUAUCAAAAGCCAUGUGCAAAAUUCUAGGCAUUUUACUCAACUGUAUUGCUCCUCAUACUCCUCUAGAAUAGUAUGUAAGAAUGCAAAUAGAACACAGCUUUUUCAAAGGCUGGGAAAGAGGAAUAUACGCAGCAACCCAGUGGAACAGGCAAAAAUAGCCAAAUAAUUCCUUAGAGACUGGCUGGAGCUUUUCUGACGUUUCAUCUGUAUUGAUUAUGACCUACAUUUCAAUUCAAGCAUGUGGGGGAGAAAAGUGAGGCUAUCUUUUUUUUUUUUUCUGACUGAAAACUGUGGAAAGGGAGCCUAGAUAAUAGGAGUAGGAGAGAAGGUAAUAUUUAAAGGGGGACUAAACACUGUUACAAUAUGAAGAGGCUUUUGCCUGCAUGACUUUUCAAACCAUGCAGCCUAAGAGGUUAUAUAAGGAAACAGUGAAGCUAAAUUAAUUUGUUAUGAAAGGUCACCUACUAUAAUUUUUAUUUAUUUAAUAAUAGUGGCAGACAAUGCCUGCGGACUAUUUUGACCAUCGAGUAUUUGCGGACCAUAAGCAACAAGAUCAUGCAUAGAAUAGUAUAGUGUCAACCCUGGAUUAGUUUUUUUUAAACCACUCCAAACAGAAAUUUGGAACUUAGUAGAGAAACAGGAGUGCUUUCACUUGGGCUUCUGUCUGACCCAAACGGAUUCAAGUGUGAACAAUGUGAAGAAACAUAUAGAACAGCUGAAUAAGAUAACAGUUUUGAAGACAGCCAGAUUAAGUCCACAUUAAACCACUAUAUAACUUGCUAAAGUUGAAGCAUAAACAUUUUUUCCUUGGAAAUUCAAUCCAACAUGCCAGAAACAGCUGGUUCCACCCAGUUCUAAGACUAAGCCUCUGCAGGAUGUUGCUGAGCCAAACAACAAAGAUCAUGGCAUGGCAUCUCUCUGAAAACUUAAGAAAAGGUAAGAAAUGUUACGCAGCAGCUGCGAGAAAGAAGAGUAAGAAAAAUGUAAGAGAAACAGCUCAGUAGACACCAAGGUCAAUGGAGAAGGUGAUGAAGAGCUACUUUAGGCACUGCAGCAGAUUCCCCUGUGAGCCAUAGUGUACCAGGUUGCCCCCUUGCAAGCCAUGGAGAAACACACCAGACGAUAUCCACAUGGCAGCCUUUGGAGGAUGCCAGGCUGCAGCAGGUGGCUGUGCCCUGAGGAAAGCUGCAGCCCAUGAAGAGCCCACACAAGCACAACAAGAACUGUGGCCCACUAGGGACCCACACUGAGGCAGUUUUUUCCCAAUGGACUGUAUCCCAUGGAAAGAACCUAUGCUAGAGCAGUGCUUGAAGAGCUGCAGCUUGUGAGAAGAAACUGUGAAGAACUGUAUCCCAUGGGAGGGACCCCAUGCUGGAGCAGAGUAACGGCGUGAAGACAAACAAGCAGCUGAGAUUAAGGUUUACUACCCAAGUGCAACCCCCACACCCACCUUGUACUGCUUGGGGAGGUAGGAGGUACAAAAUGCAGGAAUGAAGGAGUAAAGGGAGCACAGGAAGAAGGGAGGCAUAGGGGAAAGGUAAUUUUAGUUUUGCCUUUUUUCUUUCCAUCCUACUCUAUUUUUAAUUGGCAAUAAAUUUUUCU